Messenger RNA from Physcomitrium patens, 932 nucleotides. RefSeq lists its product as uncharacterized. The record is from RefSeq and is a predicted model, not a curated record. Gene Ontology annotation, molecular function: 2 iron, 2 sulfur cluster binding; electron transfer activity. NCBI's taxonomy places the organism in Eukaryota, Viridiplantae, Streptophyta, Bryopsida, Funariales, Funariaceae. Gene Ontology annotation, biological process: electron transport chain.
GGCAGGGCAGGGCACUUGGGAGGGCGGGGGGAGCUAUUUGUUACACAUGGCAAUGGAUUUGUAGAUGAGGCCUUGGCAGAUGCCAUUGGUUGUGUGAGUAGUGUGUGUAGUGUGUUUGUGUUUGUGUCCACUUUCUCCUCCCUUGUUGCUUUUCCUUUGUGCCUGUGCCGUCGUAUGCCCACACUCCACUAAGCUCUCUUUUUCUCUCUCGCACUUUCCAUCCUCCUCGCGGGACUUGUCUCUGCUGUUUUACUUCACUGUCCCCAGCUUGCGCAGCUCCCGCAGUCAUGGCCGCCGCCGUCGCUGGCACUAUGUCCACGCUCGCCUCCGUUGCUACUUUUGUACCCACUUGCAGGGUCACUGCCGUGCGCUCUUCGUCGGUAUCCAUCGCGAAGGCCUUUGGAUUGAAGACCCAGAGCAUGGGUCGCGUCACCUGCAUGGCUUCCUACCAAGUUACCAUCAAGAACGGCGAGACCGGAGAGGUUUCUAGCUUCGAGUGCCCCGACGAUGAGUAUAUUUUGGACGCCGCUGAGGAGCUGGGAAUUACCUUGCCUUGCUCUUGCCGCUCUGGAGCGUGCUCGUCGUGUGCUGGUCUCCUCCAGCAGGGGUCCGUGGACCAGUCCGAACAGAGCUUCUUGGAUGAUUCUCAAGUGGGUGCUGGGUAUGUUUUGACGUGCGUGGCCUACCCCACUAGCGACUGUAUUAUCGUCAGUCACCAGGAGCAGGCACUGGCAUAAGCGGAUUGAGCGAGUUGAGGUGUUCACGUGUAGGAUAGAUGCUAUUGCUCGGUUGCAUUUUUUCCUCUCGCACUAGGGCUGGAUUCCGCUCCGACUUCGAUAGCUAGUCGCUUGUAGAUUGUGAGUCCAAUUCAUCAAUUGUGGCAACCCAGCGGGAUUCAAUUAAAAUUACUGUGCAAUUUUCGAUUCACAUCA